Habropoda laboriosa is the source of this 2627-nucleotide messenger RNA. Its product is annotated as acetyl-coenzyme A transporter 1. Gene Ontology annotation, cellular component: membrane. The record is from RefSeq and is a predicted model, not a curated record. The transcript has 8 exons. Lineage: Eukaryota; Metazoa; Arthropoda; Insecta; Hymenoptera; Apidae. Gene Ontology annotation, molecular function: acetyl-CoA transmembrane transporter activity. The coding region runs from base 515 to 2062 and encodes 515 amino acids.
AACUGGAAGCUAUUGUGAAUUCAUCUACAUGAUUCGAAGCAAAGCGAAUGGCAGGAAAACAGUUUGAAAUGCAAUCGGACGUCUGUCACUCGUAAUGCAAAUAUAAAAAGAAAUACAUACAUACUUCUCUGGGAAUAUUGUUUGUCAGAAUCUCUGGUACAAGUGUAACACCGUUUUCUAUACGUUUUCUCGUAGUAUUAAGAUUUUAUCAACGUUGACCACGUGAAUGAUGAUACUUCUGUCACAACAUAAAUAAUUCAUUUUGUUAUCGCGUAAAUGGUUCUUCCGUUAAGAAAUGCACAUAUCUCGUUCGAUCGAAGGAUCACGGUGGACGUACUUUACGAUAGUGUAUCGAUAAGCACUAUCUAAGCGACGAGAUGUUUAAUAGUGUUGUUAAAAGUAAGCGUUAACGAUUUGGAAAGCUGUCGGGGCUCGACUGUGUAAGAGAAGCCUAGAGUAAAAGUCGAUUUUAAAAGGUGCAUACGACUUUUGUUGAUCACUUUUAUCAUUCCACAUGGGUACUAGAAGGAAAAUGGAAAAGUAUGACAACGUGGAGGAUGGGGCCCACGAGUCGAAUCACGUGCACGAACGUUCGGAUUUACGAGGUGACGAAAAAAAUAUAGCUAUACUUUUGUUUUUAUAUCUGUUGCAAGGAAUACCAUUGGGUUUAUGCAAUUCAAUUCCUAUGUUACUUCAGAACAGAGACGUUUCGUAUCGUCAGCAGGCUGAAUUCAGUUUUGUACAAUGGCCAUUUUCCUUGAAACUUUUUUGGGCACCGAUAGUAGAUUCUGUGUUCUCUCAAAAGUUUGGAAGAAGAAAAACAUGGUUGAUUCCAACUCAGUAUUUCAUGGGUUUUUUCAUGCUGUUGUUAUCCAGUCAUGUAAACAGAUGGUUAGGUGAUGAAAAUACAAAACCAAACAUAGGAAUGUUGACCAUAAUAUUUUUCGCUUUGAACGUUUUGGCUGCUACUCAAGAUAUCGUGGUAGAUGGAUGGGCUCUUACUAUGUUGAAAAGGUGCAACGUGGGUUAUGCAUCGACUUGUAACAGUGUGGGACAAACUGCUGGAUUCUUCAUUGGUUACGUGCUCUUUAUGGCAUUAGAGUCUGCUGAAUUUUGUAACAGCUACUUAAGAUCAACACCCUCAAACGAAGGCAUUUUAACUCUACCUGAUUUUUUAUAUUUCUGGGCUUGGAUAUUUAUAAUUGCCACCACUUUACUUGCACUGUUCAAACACGAAGAUUCAGAGAAAAUGCACAAAGAUGGGGAAUUGAAUACAGAUAUUAAACAUGCGUAUAGAUUACUUUGGAAUAUUGUCAAAUUACCAUCUGUAAAAGCCAUUAUUAUAUUUUUAUUAACUGCAAAGAUAGGGUUUUCUGCUUGUGAUGCUGUAACAGGUUUGAAGCUGGUAGAAGCUGGUAUACCGAAGGAAAAGUUUGUACUCAUGGCUGUACCUAUGAUACCGUUGCAAAUAUUACUACCAUUAGCAAUUUCGAAGUAUACAGUUGGUCCAAGACCUAUGGACGUCUACAUAAUGGCCAUGCCUUUUAGAUUAGCUUUUGGUCUGGUGGCAGCAUUUCUGGUAUGGGUGACACCGUAUAUUGUAACAGGUGGCCAAGUCCCAGCCUACUACAUUAUAGUUUUAAUAGGUCUAUAUUUGAUACAUCAGGUUUUCACGAGCAGUAUGUUCGUAGCUUCAAUGGCGUUCUUUGCAAAAAUUAGCGAUCCAGCGGUGGGUGGCACUUACAUGACAUUAUUGAACACUUUAUCGAAUCUCGGAGGUAAUUGGCCAGCAACGGCAGCUCUUUGGUUCGUUGAUUCGUUAACGCUUCGACAAUGCAGCACCGAUCCGUCGAACGAUUGUAGCACAAUUUCGAAAAGAGAGCUUUGCGCGAACACGCACAACGGUGUUUGUAACAUGCAACUGGACGGGUACUACAUAGAAAGUAUUCUAUGUCUAAUCGUAGGAUUCGCCUGGCUGAGGUGGGGACGACGAAAGAUCGACGUGAUACAAAUGAGACCGAUAUCUGCUUGGAAAGUGAUCAUUUCUAAGCAGAACAGAUAACAGUAUUGAAUCAACGUUGUAACUUUGUGGAUACGGUACCUGUAAUUAUUAUGAAAUUGUACAAAUUAAAUAUGCGCAUACUGAACGCGUGUCGGCUAUGUGCCUGGGUGAUUUCCCGCACAUUUACCAAGUGUUCCAAUUUUAUUAACGCAGCAUGAAACGAAUGUUUCCGGUUUCACGGUUCUCUCUCUCUCUCUUUCUAUCUCUCGUUUAACUUUAUUUUUUUUAAUAUGACAAGUCGCAAGUACAACGUGCGAUGAUUGUCGAACUUUUGUACGACAUCCUCUCGUGUAAUUAGCACAAUAAUAAUGUGAAACUGCGCGUUCACUCUGUGAAAUUACUAAAAUAUAUACAGCUAUAAAUUGCCUUUUCCUAUUUAUAUUUUCGUCCUUCCGUGAAGGUUAGUGAUUUUUAGUUACGAUGCAACGUAUGUAACAUACUGCAUAACUGUACUGUUUACUGGACACGGAUGAUUUAACGAUUAAAACUGACGACCGUUCGCAGUGCUUGUCAGUUAGUAUGUACGAAUAAACGAUGUUAAUAAAAGUUUUCCACAUAUGAAACA